Messenger RNA from Sebastes umbrosus (honeycomb rockfish), 3617 nucleotides. RefSeq names its product MORN repeat containing 4 (gene morn4). The transcript has 5 exons. The record is from RefSeq and is a predicted model, not a curated record. The coding region runs from base 147 to 587 and encodes 146 amino acids. NCBI's taxonomy places the organism in Eukaryota, Metazoa, Chordata, Actinopteri, Perciformes, Sebastidae.
CUUUAAGACUCGGAUGUAGGGGCUUCCGAGGAGCGCCUGAACGCGGCAUACGUUUCUCAGCCGGUGUGUUCAUAUUGUGACGCCCCUCCGCUGCUGCACGGCGGCUUCAUGCUUUACAGACGACUAACGUAGCCUACAGGGGUGACAUGACUCUGACCAGAGGAUCUUUCACCUACGCCAGUGGGGAGGAGUACCACGGCGAGUGGAAAGAAGGUCGGAGGCAUGGCGUCGGCCAGCUCAAGUUUCAGGAUGGAACCUGCUACUCUGGCCAGUUUGAGAAUGGACUCUUCCACGGCUCUGGUGUAUUGCUCUUUACAGAUGGAUCCAGGUACGAAGGAGAAUUUGCGCAUGGGAAGUUUCAAGGCGCGGGCGUCUUCAGUCGAUACGACGGCAUGAAGUUUGAAGGAGAAUAUAAAGAUGGACGUGUUGAGGGAUACGGGCUAUUGACCUUCCAAGAUGGAGCUCAUGGCAUCCCGCGAAACGAAGGCUUGUUCCAAAACCACAAGCUGCAGAAGAGAGAGAAGUGUCCAGGAGUGGUGCAGCGUGCGCAGGCUUCAGCCUCCAACGCUCGCAGUCUGGCACUUUGACCGUCACGGACCCUGGAGGAGACACGGUCAGCAGCACGGUUCCAGCACCUUCCAGGAGGGCCUCAGGGAUGUGUACUCGUAUACUCCCCUCCAGCUCUUCUCUCUCUGUCUUUCUCUUUCCUCUCCAUCACUUUCUUUUUAAUUCCUUUUCUGCAUCUUCCUCGCUUAGCCUUCACAGUGGCUUGGAAUGCACAUGCAAUUUGACCAAAAAAUGGCUUUCUGUAUGACUGACUUGAAAUGCACAACAUCGUGAAGCACACCUUUAACUUCACAAGUCACGUAAACACCAAAUGCUGCUGGGUUGUUCUAAUUCUCCUACUCAUAAACAGUGUCUUAGCGUUUUCUCUAGAAUAGUUAGCUUUCAUAUAUCAAACAACGGAAUAUGGGAGACCUCUUCUUACCAUGUUAUUGCACAUCUGGUACUUUAAAGAAGGUUUUUUUUAUCCUGCAUUAGGAGGAGGUGUAAAGUAAGUCUGUGUGUUGAGGACUUCAGGCACUAAUUAGAUUAAUUCAUCUUAAAAAAAAUGCUGCAAUCCAUUACAACAGACUGAUACUUAAAGGUCCCCUGUGGGGUUUCUGACCUCUGGUACUGCAAGCUAGCAAACAUGGAUCUAAACGAUGCAAAAUAAAAAAAAAUUAGGGAUGUAACGAGAACCAGUACUUUGCUACCAAGUCGAUGCCAGAAUUCGGAAAAUGUGACGGUACUCGACCACGAUCACUAUCGAUGCGUCCAGGGGACACGUCCUAUUUUUUCCCUGAUAAUGCUACAUUGCGAACAACAAAUCUGUGUUGAAAUCGGCUGGACGAGAGCUAGUUAACGUUAGCCGUUAGCUCCGUGCAGAACUGUGCUGCUUACCGGCUGCUAACAGCUAACGUUAACUAUCUCUCCUACCGAUUUCAUAAGAGGUUCGAUUGAUCUACAUUAUGAUGCGUUCAGGCUCUGUUUAGUAAAUAUGGGUAUUGGGCGAAGGUAAAUUCUAACAUUAUCAUGUGUUUAAAUGUAAUCUUGUAAUGUGGUUUGGGCGUGAAACUUGAAUAAAUCCAGUUGUUUGGAGGCAAUGUUUUAACAGCACAUAAAAUAGAUAAUAGAGAGGGAAGAAAAAACAGUAUGCAAACGGUAAUAAAGGAGUGUUUGUUGACGUACAUAGGAUUUAUUGUUUUUUUACCGUGGUAUCGAAUUGGGUAUCGAGAAUCGUGGAAUUUUACUGGUAUUGGUAUCAAUUACUAAAUUUCUGGUAUCGUGACAUCCCUAUUAAAAUAUUUUAAAAAUUGGCUUUACAAAUGUUUUAUGUGGAAGGAAAUGUAUUCAACACGUUUGUCAGGCCUCAAAAGAUACACAUAGUGUGAAAAACAAUGAAUGUAAACAUCUUAUUUGUAUACAAAAACACUCCACAGGGCACCUUUAAUUUCUCAUCUCAAGUAACAGUGCUGCUGAAAACUUGAUCUUUGCAUGCAUUCUUAUGUCACUGGUGUUUCUCCUUUUAGAAGAUCAGUAUUCACGUUUGCCUUAAAGACAUUUUGGUGCGAGAGGGUAGUUCCAGGGUGUCCAUCCGAAAACGAGAUGACGCACAGUUCCCUCUCCUUCCCGUCUCCUCUGCAUCAUUUGCCCUAAAGGUGUCUGUCAUCCUAAUGAAUUUGAGGGCUGUUUGAAGAUUGCCUUCACUCUGAGGGACACGUCGCUAAGCUGGGUGCUGAGUCUCAGCUCCCAUCACUCACGAGUCCAGCAGCUCUCCUCUCUCCAAUAAACCUCCCCUCUCCCAGUGGAAAUCAUGGGAGAGGAGAUUUUAACUCCGCUGGAUAAUUCUCUCAUGUUUUCCCUUGUAUUACCUGAAAGACUCGGAUGACUGGACAUCCUCAAAGUUGUUAAAUAAUCAUAAUUAAAUCGGGACGUAGAUCUUAAUUGAGGCAGCUGAAUGAAAUAAUUUAUAAACCGGAUAUACAGUAUAUUUAAGAAUAUGUAAUUGUGUUUUUCUGUGAGGUGUAUAUUCAUUGCCAUUGAUUGUGUUUGUUCUGACCUUUCAAAUGAAUUAAGAGUUUCAUUGGUCAGGUAGAAAAUGGUGUUAUUUAAGACAGUGUGAUUGAGUAUUUUGAGCAAUUUGUUAACCAUUAUAGCCGAUCACAGCUAUCUUGUGAUUACAGAUGAAUUCAGUGUACUUGAACAGUUAAUAGGCCUUACAGAGCAUUUGUAGACUUGUCUAGGGUUGCCUACAUAGAAAUUCAACCAAAGACAAUCAAGUGAUAUUACAGGUAAGGAAGCCUGGAACAGUCAACAGGAGUUACAUGUGUCAUUUCUUACAGCCGAACAAUAAAGACAAAUCAAUAAGGACAAAUCCACCUGGGGCUUUAGUGUGCAAGAAAAACAAAAGGGCCGGAGAUUAAACAGGGAAUUGAUAUGAGAUUCUGUUGUAAAUAUUCCUGAAGUCUCUAGCCUGUAUUAUUGCAGUUCCUGAUUUUCAUUGUUGUUAUAUGCUACGAGGGAAAAAUCAAUACUCAAUAUCAUGAACCCAUACUGCUGCUUGCUUUGAAUGCCCCAUUUGGUAUGGCAGUGUGCUGCAAAGUACAAUCACAAAGAUUGAAGGGAACAUUAGACACAGAAUAGCAGACCAGCGCACGUGUCAGUACCACUAUCUAAGCACACAGUGAUACUUUAAUGUCUGCUGUAAGUGUGUAACAUCUUGUAUUUCAGAUCAUGUAAUGGUAUUUUUCCUUUUCUGCUAUUUCGGAGACGGCGCCUGCUGCUCAAGCCUUCUUUGCCUACACACGCCUGCCUGAGUGGAAUUGAAUUCACAAACAAAUUCCACAUCUAUUUCCAACUGGAAACAAAUGGUGCUUUGAAAAGCGUGCCUGUCCAGACUUUCAACUGCCUGGAAAAUAUCAUUGCCAUGGUUACCUUUUUUUUCCCAGUAAUGUUGCUUUGAGUGCUCUUAGAUAAAACUACAGCACAUGUAUCACCUCAUUCUCCUGGAAUAGGUCUGAGUAUGUAUCGCAUAGGCGGUAUUGUGUUUAAUAAAGCCUCGUGUUGAGAAAAGA